Phytophthora nicotianae INRA-310 is the source of this 2574-nucleotide messenger RNA. RefSeq lists its product as hypothetical. Bases 1095 to 2423 code for a protein of 442 amino acids. Gene Ontology annotation, molecular function: G-rich strand telomeric DNA binding; telomerase inhibitor activity. Lineage: Eukaryota; Oomycota; Peronosporomycetes; Peronosporales; Peronosporaceae. The record is from RefSeq and is a predicted model, not a curated record. The transcript has 6 exons. Gene Ontology annotation, cellular component: chromosome, telomeric region; nuclear telomere cap complex. Gene Ontology annotation, biological process: regulation of telomere maintenance via telomerase; telomere capping.
CUGUCAAAUCGAAUAAAUAUUUUGUAUACGAAAUACGUGUAUUUGGCGCCAUUUUUUCAUGGGAUGGAACUUGUCGGCGGCGAGCGUGUUGUCAACGGCUCAAUCAAGCGAGCGUAUCCGUUGCAGUCGAUGCGCUCAGCAUCUGGCCAUGUUUCUACAGCAUCUCCUGGCGGUGGAGAACUGGGAAUGUUUGGUCCGGGCGUGGGGCCGUGCGGACCGGACGCGGCGCGGUUGGUGGCGAUUAUUGUCGAAAACAAUAUCCUUUUUACUUAACUUAUUUUUAUUUCAAAGGUAUUUAGUUUUUUAUUUGAAGCUGUCCUUAACCUUCUCAGUGGCAGAACACACAGGACGUUCGAGUCGUGUCUGGUGUUUUUCUACGAUAACUGGGCGACCAAGAUGCAGUUCCUGAAACGCCAUGCAAGUAUUAAAGAACUUCUCUUUGUGAACAUCCAACAGAUAAAGUAAUAUUUAUGCAAAUAACUGUUUGUGAUACAGUACAAGCUUCGGGUCAAAGGACGUGGACUUGUGGCAUUGGAGUGGGAGGCUGGAGCUGAAACGGAAGAGCGGAUGCAGUGUGUCGUUGUCGCGGAGAGAAAUGUGCUGAAGAAAACGCUCAACAGAAAACCACGGUUGUUUAAUUUUCCGCAUAGCUUGCACAUUGAGGUCGCGUACGAGGAACCACAACGACUGCCCGACUCAGAUCAAUUGCGGUAUCUUCCAUCCAAAACAAUUACAACGAGAGAUCUACAUUCUGCCACCCCAGCGAGACAAACCCUUAUUCAAGCACAGGCACCACCGAGAAAGGUAUUACUCGGAUAACAAAGUUAAACCAGAACGUUUUUGGGCUAACCAAGUGUAUUUUAUGUGGAACAGAAACCCAAUCAUGGAAAACGUACACUUGAGGUCGCGAGAAUGACAUCGCCAGCGUAUCGGUACUCGCCCCUUUCCGAGUUGGUAGACGGAUUUGCUGACAUCUACGGGGUUGUCGUCAACAUGACACUUCCCAAGAAAACCAGCGGACGUGAUUUCUGUGUAAGUCGGUUGUCUGUGGCAUCAGGAAGAACUGCAUUGGUUUGUUACGCUAACUUGUGUAGAUGACUGUGAGUGUGACGGAUGAGAGCUGUCCUACGCGCGCAGCAGCGAUCCAGGUCAACAUUUUCUACCCGACGAUCGAGAAGAUACCGAAGAUUAAGUUUGUUGGCGACAUCAUUCGCUUUCACAAAGUAAAAAUUCAGCAAUACCAAGACAGAAUUCAAGGUCUUAGCUUAUCCCGCGCAACACGGCAUCUUGUUCUGCGAGAGAAGGCAAAUGGUUCGCUUGAGCAAGUGACGAACUCCGAUACCUGGACAUUCGAGUCCUCCGACGAACUGCGAACCCGUAAACUCCUGAAAUGGGCACGGAAAAGUUUAGCCGAGGAUGAUACUUUACCUCAGGGAUGCUCUCUUGCCCCCAAGCUUCUAUCCGAAUUGAAGUUUGCAGAGGGAUUUAUUGACCUUGUGGUCCGCGUCCUGAAUGUGGAUGAUUGCGACGAGCCCGUACGGUUAACAGUUUGGGAUGGUUCAGGCAGCGCAGAGGAAUCGGAUCAAGUUCUGGUGCGUGCAUUACAGGACAAAGGCGUUGCAGUCCCCCCAUACGGACUACUCAAAGAAGUGAUCAUGUCAUCCUGCUGGCUUGUCGUGCGUGAAAUGUGCUUCGUCGAUGGAAUGCUCAAGAACUGGUGUCGUUUUCGCAAUUUGGCAGUCGGAGUAGACGAGCCUAUACCCGGAGCUGUAAUUGCUCCUGGAGGAAGAGAAAUCCUGCGGUUCCGGGAGGUAUCGUCUUUCGUGUUGAUGCCGGACUUCGCGUUGGACGUACGGCGACGUUGUUCAUUGAUGGGCACGCCGAACUCAAGCAUAACAGCCAACAAUGACCAGCUCCGUACUUGUUCCCCAACGGAGAACCGUGUCAGUCCAGAGCAAGUUGUCACGGUGAUUCCCGAUCGUAUCCGGAAAAAUAUCCCUGUGACUCCUUUGCGUGAGAUCCUCAGUUCUCCUCAAACCCCUCGGAAGUUCCACUGCUGGGCUCGUGUCCGCAGCAUUUGGCCUAACGACAUCGAAAAGAUCUGCAAACCCAAGUCUGGCAAUAGUGACGAAUUCAUUUAUUCGUUCGCGUUGACUGUCGAAGAAGGAAGCGAGUCCUUGAGCAUAAUUGUGUACGGCAAAGACGCGGAACAUUUUCUUCACGGCAUCCCUCCAUGUGAUCUCAGCAGUAGUACAAGCUCCAAAACGUUGCUGGAAAAGCGCUUCGCUGCUCUGUUGAAAGCAUCCAACGCCUUCCAUUGGUGUAUCAAGUCAUACUCCGUGUCGUUGCCAUCUGGGCGGUCUGUCUGCCCAGGAACUGCUGUUCGAUACCGUUUGUUCGACACCCUGCUUCAAUGCUCGUAACCGAUACUAAAUCAAGUUCAAACCUGUGCGAAAGCAAGCAGGAAGAUUUUUUCGUGUGUGCCAUGCACGUCAUUCCAUUAUUGCAAUGCAAACAUGAAUAUACUUUACUUGUCUGGCACUUCACGGAGAGCCAAGACUCGAGAUAGAAAUA